Messenger RNA from Talaromyces rugulosus, 2481 nucleotides. RefSeq lists its product as uncharacterized. The transcript has 2 exons. Lineage: Eukaryota; Fungi; Ascomycota; Eurotiomycetes; Eurotiales; Trichocomaceae. Bases 1 to 2481 code for a protein of 826 amino acids. The record is from RefSeq and is a predicted model, not a curated record.
AUGACGCCGGGGCUUGGCACUAGGGUUGCUCCCCGCAGGCCUGGGACUCUCUACUCCUGCUACUGGCCCGAUCCAGUCGAUCGCAGCAACCAAAACAAUGCAGCCUUGGGCACAGCCUCCCAGUUAAUUAACCCUCUCCCCAACCUGACAAUUUCACCUCCAACGCGCCAGUCCAGGAAGCCAUCGUCUCAUGGCAGCCGUCCGAUCGGGGGCAUGGACAGUAGCGACGACGGGUUCUCUGACGACGGUUUCGAUUCUCUCCCCGCAGGCGAGCUUCUGGAGCUCGAGCAGGGUGCCUGGCAGGCCACCCAGGCACCACGAAGUCAGCUCGCUGAUGUCGUUCCCCGGAGGAAUGUGAGUGCGUUCAAUGGAGCGUCGCUCUUGAAACCCGUGCCUCUGCGGCGCCAAGCGUCCAGUCUCUACGAAAACACCGACCUUGGAGACUGGGACGCCGAGAUCUUGGAAGACAACAACGACAACAACAACCAACAUGUCGAGAAUUUGACAGGUUUUGGUUCGAGUGAUGCACAGUCUGGAAACUAUCAAGCUAUAGCUAUAGCUACAGCCAAUGCACAGCAGUUUGCUCGGCCUACCCAAAGAUCAAAUAUAGUCGUGGAGGAGCAGGUAUUAAGAACCAGGAUCGAAGAGAUUUCACGCAACCAUGAGUCGACCAUGCAAGAGAUUGCUUCCGCCAAGGACGAUGCAACCAAAAAAUCGGGCGAAGUCGCCAUUCUAAGGGCGAAACUUGCCAACCAAGAACGAGAAUACGAGCGAACAAUUUCUAGUCUGAGAGCCCAGCUAGCUGAACAGACUGCCAAAAACCAAGGAGCGCAGCAAGCUGCGACUGACGACAGGCAAAGACUCCAGACAGAAAAUCUGUUCCUGCGAGAUGAGCUACGGGGAGAAGCGUUACGGGUGAAUAAUUUGCGAGUCAGAAAACAAGCCGAAGAGAAAAAUGCACCUUCGACGCCUCGGAAGCAGCGGACACUGCCCUAUCGAGAUGGGUUCGACGACGAUGAAAUCGGGAUGGCAUCCCCUACUAAAUCAUCUGGCGGCCGAUCGAAAAGAGGAACGCCGUCUGCACAAGGGAAGCGGAAAAGGAAGGCCAGCGAUGCCCCGGUGCCAAUGCCUUCCCUUCAGCUGAGUCCGGCGAACAACAUGCCCGUUGAAGCUGGCAGCCCGCCUUUGAACGAUGAAACCACCAACAAGAAGACCGAUGUGCUAGAGAGAGACGACAAUUCCAGCAUGCGCUACAUGUCGCGGAUCCUCAAUCACAAAACACCUCCGAAUACAGAACCUGAUUUUGAAGUGAUGGCCCGCAUAACGUUUCCCUCCGAUCCUACAAAAAAGAUAUCUUCUGUCGUGCUAGAGAAAAUGCGUGCAACAUCAGCCAACUACGCCGUGAACUACGCAAUUUGCCUGGUUGAUUUGUGGAAACGUGCCUUGACGGAAAAGUUUUAUGAGCCAGUGCCACUAUUCAUGGCUUCUAUUGAAUUUAUACUAUUACUAGACUUGUAUACGAUUGGUCCGAAGCUUGCCGGCCAUCUAACUCUUGCCAUUCAAAACUCGGUCUUGGUCAACGCUGUUCCUCGGUUUGAACAUUCACCGGUCUCGUCCAAAACAAAAGGCGAAAGCCGAAGAACUCCACGCAAGUUGCUGGAGGAAAAAGUCGACUCUACCAAGGCUUUGGAGAUACUGUAUCUCUUGGCACUGGCAUGCCAACAGGAUGACGAAUCGUACGAGGCGCUCUGGGGGAACGUACAUUUCGACAUAUUGUUGAUGUCCUUGAAUGCGCACCAACCGUUACAGGAUAUCAUUCUCAUUCUAAGGAUAUUAUCGACCAGUCUUCGCCCAGGCGCGUUCGGGACUAUCCAGCCCUCGGAGGCAGAGCAGAGGCAGGUUGAGCAGCACUUUAUCGAACGCGCAACGAGCUUGCUCACGGAGCGUGUUAAUCCGGAUGAAGGCGCCGAAGAGUACCUUCCUUCGCAAAUUUGCCAGAUGCAUAUGGAGAUUUUAUCAUUCCUGGAGAUGUUGACAUUCUACAACUCGGAUAUUGAAAAAGGUCCCAGCCAGAAUGUGAUCCUCUCUCACGAGCUGGUUCUUCCGCGGCUUUUCCGCAGAAUGUACGAAGAUAUGGACUGUUUGUACACUCUCCGACCAGAACAUAAUCUGCGAACAGCGCUCGUCAACCGAGAAAUGCAUCUGAUAUACGAACUUAUUCGAAAGGGAGGUGGCCAGGAUCUCACGCGGGGAUUAUCGCGACUGAGCGGCGCGAGACAAAAGCAUCGGCUUGUUUUGUCGCGACUAGCUUUUAGCGAAGGGCAAUUCUUGGAGUCUGGCAUAUCAGAGGAAACCAUGGAGAUGGCGCGUCAGUUGCUGGAGGAAGAAGACAUGAGUCCCGAGGAAGCGGAGGCCCUUUUCGAAGCUUUUCCGAACCAGUCGGCUUUUUUGAGUGGCAGGGAAGCUUCGCAGAUUAGUUAA